AGUAUGAGCUUGUUAAUCUUCCACCUGCGUGCAUACACAGAAUGCUGUAUUGGUAAUAUUACUGACUAAUAUCAGAAUUGGCAUCUUAUAUCAGUUUUCACAAUCCUUUCAAUUAAAAAAAGGAUGAACCAAUUUUAUUGUAAGAAGUCUUCAUCGUGUACUAUAUGCACAAAGACUGAAUCAGUCAGUGAUGAAGAGAAGGGAAUUCUUCAUGCAGGCAGAGGAUCAAGUGAGAAAGAUCUCCUCUGAUCUGAGGCGUGAGAUCGUUGAUCUGGGGGGUGCAGAGAACAUUAUUGAGCUGCGUAUGAAGAAGAAGAUCAGGAACAAGACCGCAGCUCCCAAAGACCCAAUGGAUGUUCCUGUGGUGAGAAAAAACCAUGGACUUGUGGAACAGGAUGAGUUUUUAAAAGCAGCAGCUCAGGGAAAGAUGGAAGUAGUUGAGAAAUUUCUGGAAGAUGGAGGAGAUACAAACAUCUGUGAUAAGUUCAAGAAAACAGCGCUGCAUCUGGCUGCUUUGGAAAAUCAUGCUAAAAUAGUGGAAAAAUUACUGGACAAAGGUGCUGAUAUCAACUUUAAAGACAGGCUGGACUGCAGGGCUGUACAUUGGGCUUGCAGAGGUGGAAGUCUCUCAGCACUGAAAGUUCUUCAGGACAGGGGAGCUGGCAUCAAUGCCAGAGACAAACUGCUUAGCUCACCUUUGCAUGUGGCCACACGGACAGGUCACAGUCACGUGGUCCAACAUCUUCUAACCAGUGGAAUCAAUAUUAAUGCCAAAGAUUGGGAAGGAGACACGGCACUGCAUGAUGCUGUCAGAUUAAAUCGGUAUAAAAUUGUUAAACUCCUUAUACUGGCAGGAGCCGAUAUGCAGAUCAAGAAUGCUGAGGGCAUUACAGCCACAGAACAGGUGAAGCAAUGGCAGUUUGACACAAAGGAGACACUGGAUAAACUAGAACAGAUGAGAGAGGUUGGUCUGGCCUGACAGACACAUGGAGAUGCAUUGGAUUCAUUAGAGCAUCUGUG
Molecule: messenger RNA, 1020 nt
Organism: Sinocyclocheilus rhinocerous
Lineage: Eukaryota; Metazoa; Chordata; Actinopteri; Cypriniformes; Cyprinidae
Product: ankyrin repeat domain-containing protein 2-like
Biological process (GO): regulation of transcription by RNA polymerase II
Cellular component (GO): nucleus
Molecular function (GO): RNA polymerase II-specific DNA-binding transcription factor binding
Source: RefSeq, a predicted model, not a curated record